Orbilia oligospora ATCC 24927 is the source of this 555-nucleotide messenger RNA. RefSeq lists its product as uncharacterized. The transcript has 2 exons. The record is from RefSeq and is a predicted model, not a curated record. Bases 1 to 555 code for a protein of 184 amino acids. NCBI's taxonomy places the organism in Eukaryota, Fungi, Ascomycota, Orbiliomycetes, Orbiliales, Orbiliaceae.
AUGCGAAAGUUCACUGCAUACGAAAAUCAACAACCGAGCGUACCGGGAAAAUCGAAGUGUAUCUUUAUACAGGUCCCGGAUGAUACCCGCUCCAAACUUUUCGAAACUUGCAAAUAUGAUAUUCAUCAGCCAAUACUUAAGCACAUCUUUUUAAUCAGCGCUUUCGACUACAAUUGGAGCGGGUAUUUGAUGCAAUUUAGGGGUAACCUCAUAAACAAGACCCAAAAGUGGCUUUAUUACCCCGUGGGCAAAGAGCCUAUAUUCGAGCAACGAAAUACAAUCUUUCAGGAUCAACAAAAUCUGGAGGUUUUGCGACGAGAACUCUUAAUGGUUCAUCAGCGGCUAUUGGCAAAUGAUCGCGUCUUUAGAAUGAUGCAAUUACAAUUAAAAGAUCAUUCUGAUAUUUGGUGCCUAAAUAUUGAGGGAUCAAGAAAACCUCUGAAAGAGCUCUAUGAACUAAGUGCUCGUAACAAGAUUCACCAAGAUUACGUUGAGUUUGAAGUGAAAAGAUUAGACAGUGCCGCGGUCCUAGUAAGUGCGAUCACCGCUUUAUAA